AUGGCCGACGCCGAACCACAAGCAGUAGAAGUUAACAAGACCGCAGACGGCAUCACGACCAUUACCAUCAACCGGCCUCAUCGACGGAAUGCCAUCGACGGUGCGACGGGCAGGAAGCUGACAGACGCCUUCCUCGCGUUCGAGGACGACCCCAGCCAGAAGGUGUGUGUGUUCUACGGCGCGAAUGGCACCUUUUGCGCCGGGUUCGACCUUCAUGAAGUGGCCAAGUGGGGAGAGAGCGGCUACCAGGGCCCCAUCGUCGACGAAAAUCACCGCGUCGACGGGCGCAAUAUCGGGCCCAUAGGCCCCUCGCGGAUGCAAAUCAAGAAACCUGUCAUCAGCGCCGUCUCGGGCUAUGCCGUCGCGGGAGGUCUUGAGCUGUCUCUCCUGGGUGACAUCAGAGUCGCAGAGGAAGAUUCCGUCUUUGGGGUCUUCUGUCGAAGGUUCGGCGUGCCACUCAUUGAUGGCGGCACUGUCCGCCUCCAAGCAAUCGUGGGACUGGGAAGGGCCCUCGACAUGAUACUCACCGGGCGUGGUGUUCCAGCUCAGGAAGCCCUACAGAUGGGCCUCGCGAACCGUGUCGUACCCAAAGGCCAGGCUCUAGAGGAAGCGACCAAGAUCGCCAGACAGCUCUUGGCCUUCCCGCAGGCGUGUAUGAACGUAGACCGUGCGAGUUGCUAUUAUUCGGCCUACGAGGCGAAGUCGUUUGAGGAUGCACUCAGAAAUGAGUUUGACAAUGGCGUCGAGGUCGUCACCAAGGAGAGCGUUCAAGGUGCAGCAAAGUUCAGCGGCGGGGCGGGAAGGCAUGGAUCCUUCGAAGAGUCCAAAAUCUGA
Molecule: messenger RNA, 834 nt
Organism: Thyridium curvatum
Lineage: Eukaryota; Fungi; Ascomycota; Sordariomycetes; Thyridiales; Thyridiaceae
Exons: 1
Coding region: 1-834 (277 amino acids)
Source: RefSeq, a predicted model, not a curated record